Messenger RNA from Striga asiatica, 2040 nucleotides. The record is from the annotation of a GenBank genome assembly. NCBI's taxonomy places the organism in Eukaryota, Viridiplantae, Streptophyta, Magnoliopsida, Lamiales, Orobanchaceae.
AUGACCAGUUUGCAGAAACUCAGGAAACUUCACUUUUCCCAAGUUAUUUCCUCGGCGCGUGCCGCAAACAACUUCAGAUCAUCAAAGCACGAUCUUUGUCCGAGCGGGCCGUACCAAAUUCUCCAAUUCUUUAGGUUACUCGCAACAGAAACGGCUGCGUGUUCGAAAAAUGGCGGCGGUACUUGCAAGCUUGCGAAGCGAACUAAUGGAGUGAGAAAACAGGCUCAAAAUGCUCUGUUGGAUUACCUGUAUUCGACCCGGAGCCUCCGGUUCAUGGAUGCCGAGAACAUGAGUAAAAACAGCCCGGAGUUUAUGGACCGGCUAUUGAACAGCGCAAACGUGGAGGAUGGCGAUGACCCAAAGCUUCUAGCUUUUCAGGACUUGGGGUUGAAACAAUCUCUUGUCAUCAAGAUAAUUGCCUCGAGCCCUUAUCUCUUGAGAGGAGGUCUCGAUCGUGAUUUUAUCCAGCUUUUGGAGACAUUAAUAAAGGUUUUAGGGAUUGACUACAGGUGGCUGGAGGAGCAUAUAUCGGGAGUGUAUUCUUGUGAUUGGACAUGUAUGCUUGAGCUUGUGCAUUUCUUGAUGGAAUUGGGGUUGAAUGCGGAUGAAUUAGGAGGCAUAAUUAGACGUAAACCGGAAAUUUUACUCGAGUUGUCCGGGUGCACUACUUUUCGCUUUAUUGGGUUUUUGUUAAAAUUCGGGCUCACUAAGAGCGACCUGCAGUUAGUUUUUCUUCAGUUCCCGUCUGUCUCGGUUAGAAGAUUCUCCAGUAAUUUGCACAGGUGCUAUAAAUUCCUGGCAGAGAUAAAAAUGUCGGCCCAAGAUAUCGGUGGCAUUUUCCGUUCUCACCCGGUGCUUCUCGGCUCGUGCGAAGUCAAACAGGUCAGCAGCUUGCUCUGCAUAUUGAACUGUGGAGUGAAGAAACUGUGUCAAAUGGUGAAGGAAGAUCCUCACGUAUUGAAAAAAUGGCUUCUUCGGUUGUGGACCGACCCAGUAAGAGGCCCAAGCAGGGUACUAAAAGUGAGAAGCAUGAAAAUUCAGUUCCUUUCGAGUUUGGGCUUUGUUGAGAAUUCGAAAGAAAUGGAACGGGCCCUUAAAGCCUUCCGUGGGAAGGCAACUGAACUCCAAGAGAGAUUUGAUUGUUUGGUGAGCACGGGCUUGAGUCGAGAGGAAGUCAUAGCCAUGCUAAAAGUGGCCCCACAGAUUCUGAACCAGUCCAAGGAUGUAAUUAUGACGAAAAUUGGGUUUGUCGUGAGGGAUAUGGGCUGUCCUUUGUCUGAUUUGGUUACUCAUCCGGCAACCCUUUCGUACACGAUGGAGAGGGUCAAGCUCAGGCUUUUGACUUAUGAAUGGCUCAAAGAAGAAGGGUCCGUUUAUCCGAAUCUGGCUCUGGGCACCAUCUUGGCGUGCACGGAGGAAAUAUUUGUGAGGACUUAUGUAAAUAGUCAUCCUAGAGGAAAUGAAUAUUGGGAAAAUAUGAAGAAGGAAAUAUUAUGCAAGUGAAUCAAGACUCAUCUUCUUUUGUGUAUGUUCACUUCAUUCAACCUCUCAGGUACAUUAGAGUGAGUGUUUCUGCAAAGCAGCAAAGUCUGUGUUUAAAUUAUUAUUAAUUAAAUGGGCCGUGUGGAGUGUUGAUACACGUCGUUAUUCAAGAUUGAUUCUAUGUCCAUGGUUUUGAGGACCCGAGAGCCCAACAACUAAAGGACAGCAUAUGGCCCAGUGGAUAUUUUGAAUUAAGCCUUUUUGACAAGGUCCAAAUCAUAUCUUGUGGAGGCGCAGCCGCAGGCAGCUGCUUAACGUGUGGUCCCGACCUCUAUAUAUUUCAAAUUCUUUUUCAAUCCGAAAAAAAGAAAAUAUUAAAUAAAACGCUAUUCAUAUGACUGUUAGCUGUGCUGAUCAUAAGUCAUAACGAGAUUCAUCUCUAUCACCAGCUACAGAAGAUGUAUACGCGUUGAUUGUUAUUCAUUUUUUUAAUUUUUAGAGCAUUUUUUUUACUCAAAUCUUCUCAUUUUGCUUAAUGGUGUUAUUUCUCAUUUUGCA